Messenger RNA from Aureococcus anophagefferens, 1626 nucleotides. RefSeq lists its product as hypothetical. Gene Ontology annotation, cellular component: peroxisome. NCBI's taxonomy places the organism in Eukaryota, Pelagophyceae, Pelagomonadales, Pelagomonadaceae. The transcript has 2 exons. Bases 1 to 1626 code for a protein of 541 amino acids. Gene Ontology annotation, molecular function: fatty acid binding; acyl-CoA oxidase activity; FAD binding. The record is from RefSeq and is a predicted model, not a curated record. Gene Ontology annotation, biological process: fatty acid beta-oxidation using acyl-CoA oxidase; lipid homeostasis.
AUGCACUCGUUCCGCGCUGCCGCGCGCAAUCUCCCGAGACGCGCCGCCGCCCAUCUCCGCGCCGGCGCCCAUGUCCGCGUCCUCUCGUCGACGGCGGCGGCGCCCCGCCCGGCCGCCGCCGCCGACGCGGCCCCGGCCCACCCGGACCCCGUGCUCGGCCAGUUCACGGACGCGUUCCUCGGCGAGCUCGACGGCGCGUCCAAGGCGGCGUCGCCCGAGGAAAGCGCGCUCCUCCUCAAGGACCUCGUGCGCGCGGGCCACCUGCGCUUCACGCGCGGCCGCGGCGAUCACCCGGAGAAGUUCUUCCUGGCGCACCGCCUCCUCACCACGGUGGGCCUCUCGGGCUUCGGCAUCCGCUUCACGGUGCAGUUCAACCUCUUCGCGGGGUCGAUCCUCGGCCUCGGCGGGCCGGAGCAGGUCGCGCUGCUCGACGACAUGCAAGAGCGCGGCGAGCUCGGCUGCUUUUUGCUGACGGAGAAGCAGGCGGGCGUGCUCAGCGGCCUCGUCGUCGAGACGACGGCGACGUUCGACGAGUCGACGUCCGAGUUCGUUUUAGCGACGCCGAACGAGGCGGCGCACAAGAACUGGAUCAGCCAGGGCUACACGGCGGAGCACGGCGUCGUCGUCGCGCGCCUCUUGAUCAAGGGCGAGGACAAGGGCCCGCACGCGUUCCUCAUGCGCCUCCGCGACGCGGCGUCGGGCGAGCCCAUGCCCGGCGUGUCCGUCGUGGACAUGGGCCUCAAGACCGUGGCCAACGAUUUGGACAACGCGGCCUUUGGCUUCGACGGCGUGCGCCUGCCGCGGACCGCGCUGCUCAACAAGUUCUGCGACGUGGACGCGGACGGCGCGUACGUGCAGACGACGGACGAGAAGAUGCGCAUCGAGGUCAUCGGCCAGCGCCUGAUGACGGGCCGCAUGGCCAUCGCGGAGGCCGCGCUCGUCUUCGCCAAGGGUUUGCACGCGAAGACGCGGGCCUACGCGGAUUCCAAGGUCUGCAACGGCUUGGCGGGCGAGGUCAUGCUCUCGGACAUGCCGCAGCUCAAAGCCGUGCUCGACGAGUCCGACCGCGAGCUCGACGCGGUCGUCGCCUACUGCGUCGCCGUCGAGGCGGAGCUGUCGCACUGCCUGCGCACGGGCGCGAUCCCGUCGGACCUGCUCGUGGAGAAGAUCGCCGUCGCGAAGAUCAAGGCCAUCGACGUCUCCGUGGACCGCGUGCACAAGCUCCGCCUCGAGGUCGGGUCCUACGCGCUCAUGUCGAACACGGGCUUCGAGCUGGCCGACAUGCUCCUCUGCUGCAAGUUCGCCGAGGGCGACACGCGCAUCCUGAUGCAGAAGAUCGCGCGCGACCGCCUCAAGAAGCUCCAGAAGGACGGCCUCGCGGGCCUCGCGGCGGGCGUCUUCGACGAGGAGACGCGCGUCGCCUUCUCCCUCGCGCGCGUGUUGCGGGCCGCGCCGGACAAGGCCGCGGCGUGGAACGAGCAGUGGGCCGCCGUCUACGAGCUCGCGGACCUCGUCUGCGCGCGCCACCUCGCGUCCGCGGCGCCGCCGCCGGGCUUCGACGCGCCGGGCUUCCAGGAGCCCCUCGUGGACCGCUACCAGGACCGCAGCGACCGCGGCCAGCUCUGA